Molecule: messenger RNA, 1859 nt
Organism: Cucurbita pepo subsp. pepo (vegetable marrow)
Lineage: Eukaryota; Viridiplantae; Streptophyta; Magnoliopsida; Cucurbitales; Cucurbitaceae
Product: putative E3 ubiquitin-protein ligase XBAT31
Molecular function (GO): protein binding
Source: RefSeq, a predicted model, not a curated record
CACGACGAAGUUGCCCGCUUCUAUGGCGGGCAGGUUCAAAUUACGAGGCCAUUUCAAUUCAAUUCAAUUCGUUCAUUCAUUCAUUCAUUCACUAUCACAUGCUCUCUUCCUUCUCAUCCACGCCUGCAAUUCCCCCACUCAUCUCCAUCUCCUUGUACGUCCGCCAUUGAAGCCUGGUGAGUGAGCUUCGUCUCGAGCUCCUCUCCAUGUUCUAGGAGGCCAUUUAUUUAACUGGAGGUUGCAGAGUGAGGGGGGAAUGGGCCAGGGACUGAGCUGCGCAGACCGGCAUGGAACUGGAGUCUUCUUCAGAGCUCUGCAGAACGGAGAUGUGGAAGUUGUUCGAGCCUUGAUGGAGAUUGAUUCCUCCAUCUUACACCAAACAACCAAACAUCAAGGACUAUCUGCUCUACAUGUAGCGGCUGCCAAUGGACAGACCGAUAUUCUUUCGAUGCUCUUGGACUGGAAUGUGAAUCCGGAUGUUCUGAAUCGGCAUAAUCAGACUCCUCUGAUGCUGGCUGCGAUGAGCGGGAAGAUAGCUUGUGUUCAGAGGCUGAUCGAAGCAGGAGCUAAUAUAUUGAUGUUUGAUUCUACACAUCGAAGAACCUGCUUGCAUUAUGCAGCUUACUAUGGGCAUUCUGAUUGCCUGCAAGCGAUUCUCUCUGCUGCGCAUACCACCCCUGUAUCCGACUCUUGGGGGUUUGCAAGAUUUGUGAACAUUAGGGAUGGGGAUGGCUCAACUCCGUUGCAUUUAUCCGCCAGGCAGAGCCAACCUGAGUGUGUCCGUAUCCUUCUUAGCAAUGGUGCUCUUGUCUGUGUUUCCACUUGCAGUUGUCCAGGUAGUUCGCCACUCCAUUUAGCUGCUCGUGGUGGCUCCUUGGAAUGUGUUCGAGAAUUGCUUGCUUGGGGAGCUGAUAGAUUUCAGUUCGACUCAUAUGGGAGGAUACCGUUUACGGUUGCUUUAAAGCAUAAGCAUCAAGCUUGUGCAGCUUUGUUGAACCCUUCAUCACCAGAACCUCUCGUCUGGCCUUCACCUUUGAAGUUAAUCAUUGAGCUACAUCCAGAUGCAAAAGUUUUGCUAGAAAAGGCCUUGAUGGAUGCAAACAUGGAGAGAGAGAAGGCCAUAUUUAAGGAAACAUUCGUCACACCUCCUUGUCCUUUCCAAUCUGAUUUGGACAUUGAUUCUGAUUUAGACAAUGAUUUAGCAUCUGAGGCUAGCGAUACAGAGUUGUGCAGCAUAUGCUUUGAACAGAUGUGCAAUAUUGAGGCUCAACCAUGUGGCCAUAGAAUGUGCGCCCAUUGCACAUUAUCUUUAUGCUGCCAUAAGAAGCCUAAUCCAACUACAGCUUGUCCAACAGCCCCUGUUUGCCCCUUUUGCAGAGGCAGCAUCACCCAGCUUCUCGUUGCUGAGGUGAAGAGUCAUGACAAGGUAGACCAAGAGAUUUCCCCCUUGAAGCUGAAGGGGUUGACAACGUCAAAUUUCAAUGAAGAAAACAGCAGCUUGAAGAGCUUAUCUAUCCUAUUUGGGAAGUUGAGUGAACAAAAUUCAGGGACAUGUGUUAAGUCUUAAAAAAGGCCUUACCAGAUGGAUAAUCCAGCUGAUAUGGCAACCUCAGAUGUACUACCAUCUGGGUAUAUAAUUUUUACUUCGCCUAUAGAGCAUCUAUAUUUGGAUGUACUGAGGCUGGCCACAAAUCUAAAGUAUGCAAGGGCCGUGCUGUGCGAUGUGGGCAAACAUAUGAGAAGGUUCGUUUGCCCCGACUAUUAUUAUCAUUUUUUCCCCUUUAUCAUUGUCAGUUAUUUACAACAGUUUCUCAAGCCGCUAAACUAGCAAAUAUAGCAAAUCUAUACGGUUAUUUGAA